AAAAAAGCUUAGAAUAAAAUGUUUAUCAUUUCAGAUAUUCUUGAUUCAGUUGUGCCAGCUUCAUCCCAUGCGUCAGCCAUCAAGAAAGCUAUCUGGGACUUGGAUCUUCUACCAAGUGUUCUCAUCGCAUUGAAGCAAGACUUCUCCCAGAUCACAGGAAAAUGGGACACAGCAGCAGCAUUGUCCAAAAUACUAGCACUAUGCUCAGUUGGAUUGGAUCCAUCAGAAUCACAUGAGUUCUAUGCCAUCUUCCUGCCCGAAUCAUGCGAGCGACUACUGAUACUGUGUCGUAACAUCCAGCACAGGUACACCAAGAUUCCAGAGAAAACGCUAAAGUUGAAAGAUGAUUUGAUUAAAGACUUUCAGGAGGUGUUGGAAGCACUGCGAUGGCUUUAUAGCGCUCAUGUCUUUCUGACAACACAUGGUUAGUUUGUGAUGUUAACA
Molecule: messenger RNA, 444 nt
Organism: Anneissia japonica
Lineage: Eukaryota; Metazoa; Echinodermata; Crinoidea; Comatulida; Comatulidae
Product: IQ calmodulin-binding motif-containing protein 1-like
Exons: 2
Coding region: 19-429 (136 amino acids)
Biological process (GO): cilium assembly
Cellular component (GO): cilium
Molecular function (GO): calmodulin binding
Source: RefSeq, a predicted model, not a curated record